AAAGUUAAAGAUAAAACAUCAACCUCAAGGAAUACAUAUAAAAAGUGUCACCUUUAAUCGCGAGUAUCUCAGCUCCCGCAUGGUCAAUCGUUUUCUAACUUUACACACACGUAUAGACGGUAUCUCCACCAAUACGCGGUUAAACUUGAAAAUGACUCCUAAGAAAAUGAUUUGACCGACUACCUCAAACCACCCAAGAAAUCAGUAGCUUUUCCACGCGAAUCUCAUAAUCAAGAAGCCGACUUGGGGGCUCGUAAUUUCACCUUGCGAUUAUUUCGCGGUACCUCACGAGUCGAACGCGAGAACGUCGGACGAAGGGCCGAUUAGUAGGAAGGAUCCUCGCAAUUUUUCUUCGAGUCCUCCCGAAUGCGUCUCCGUACUCCGCUCCUAAGGGAUUAUGCAUUUCCCUUUACGUAAUCCGGGCGCUUAUGCGCGUACGCGUAUGUGUGUACGCGGGAAAGCAAGGGGUACUAAAGAAGUCAGUUGCCCCACUCCACCACAGCUUGAACCAGUCCGCAAGCUCAGCUUCUCUCUUCUCAAGUUGCGAUCCAAGUAGUCAGCGUGCGAUCAGUGUCAGACCGUCAAUCAGUCCGUUCGGACGGCACAGAGGUCCGUCCCGCGCAGUGUUAUAUCCUAUUUUGUGAAGCUUGUCGCGCCAACCACUCACACACAGACACACACGUACACACGUAUAUAUACUCGUGAGACGCGCGCACGUAUCAGAAAAAGAGAGAGAGAAAGAGAGAGAAAGAGAAAGAGAGAACGGUAUUUUCGGUGUUUUGCGCUCGAACCACACUCCCGGGAUAUUUCGAGCGGAAAUGUCGGGGCGUCAAUAGUUUCCGAAAUACAGACGAAUCGAAAAUGCUGAGCCUGCCGUAAACCGAACCGACGAAAUGGGUAACAAAACUAUUCUCAUCGAUUAAAUUCAAAUAGUCUUUAACAAAAUGUCAACUUUGAUCUUAGCCAAGAAGAUACAUCGUGCUGAGAGACAAAAGGUCGUCAUAAAUGAUGACCUCCUCGGGGCAUUUUCGUCAAGGAAAAAAUUGCCUCCGAAUCGCUCAGAGAACCUCUCGGCAAAAAUCAGAUCGUGAAUUCAGGGACACCCCGUAUAUCCUCCUGGGAUUUUUACGCUUCCCAUAAUUUUAUGUAUAAAAAUUUUACCGAGAUAAUGCCAUCGCGUAAAAUAUACAUACCUCGUGAAACAUUCUACACAUUCACAUCCCGGGAUAAAAUAUAUAGAAAAUCUCUCGCAUAAAGUACUUCGCUUCUCGCGAUGACCUUGCAUUUAAUACGCGCUUUUAUACCGCGGGAACGGCCGGAGAAAUCGAUUUAUGCAAAAGAAAAAGAAGAGACGUGUGCUUCCACUCAGGGGAAAAAACGCACAAUCGCACUUUGCACAACCGCCGCACGCAACGCAGAAUUUUAAACCGAGUCGAACCUCGUGACAUUUUCUCCCAUCUACAACUAUUUCGGAGCCCGAAGGCGUAGUCGUGGCGUGGGACACCCCGUAUUCAAUACUACUUGCAUACACAGGUUGUCGUUCCCGAUUAAAUUAUAUCAUCAUCGAUGGUGAACGUCGAGAAUAAGACAUUGUCAACAAAUCACACCUGCCAGACAUGAAUUCCUGAACCGCUACCAAGAAGCACAACGCCAUCGGCUAAAGGCGACAUGGCAAGUCGAAUGAAAGCUCUGUACGACCAGGUGCUCUUUGAAAGACGAAUGCUUCUGGGUUGCACCGCUGCAGUAGGACUUUCGGCGUGUUUAUGGUCCAUAGCUAUAGGCACCGAUCAUUGGUACGGGCUACAAGCGCCGGAUGAUAAAGGUUUGCCUCUGGGUGGUGCCGGCAAAGCUGGCAGAAGACUGGUCUACAAGCAUAUGGGCCUGUGGAGAGGUUGCAUCACCGGAUUAAUGCCCGAAGCAGAGAACUCGACAAAUUUAGUGACUUACAAGGAAUGCAAGUAUCUGAAUAUGUUUCCAACGGAGUUGCAGAUAAAGCUGGACUCGAGCCUAGAUCCGACAGUGCUAAACUACGCCAGGACCGAGGUCUCGUUCGCCUUGAUCAGCCUCUUCGUGAAGGUGAUGGGCUUCUGCUUUUCGAUUUACACGUUCCGGAACCCGCGCUACAUGUUCAAACGCCUCGCCGGUGGGAUACACUUCAUAACCGCCGCUUGCAACAUGGUGGUGAUACAGGUGUUGUCCUCCUCGAUCGAGUUCGAGAGUACUCACGUGCACCAGACCUUCCCGGAGGGCGCGCUCGCGAGAUACGACUAUUCGUUUUUCCUCGCGUGGAUCGUGUUCUGGUGUAAUCUCGUGGCCGGUCUCGCCUUUAUGAUUUUCUCGAGGAAAAGGAAGAGGGACAAAGCGCCCACCGAAGAGAUAGCCAUGGCCGACGAGCCGACGAUAAUCGGGCGUUGAGCAAGUUAUUUUCUGACUGUUAUAUUCUUGUUAUUAUUAUUAUUUUAUUAUUUUAUUAUUAUUAUUAUCUUGUUACUAUUAUUGUUAUACGUGGAGAAACUGUGAAUUCUGAGUGUGAAUUAUAAACGAUGCUACUGA
Dinoponera quadriceps is the source of this 2553-nucleotide messenger RNA. RefSeq lists its product as uncharacterized. NCBI's taxonomy places the organism in Eukaryota, Metazoa, Arthropoda, Insecta, Hymenoptera, Formicidae. Bases 1669 to 2415 code for a protein of 248 amino acids. The transcript is spliced from 7 exons. Gene Ontology annotation, cellular component: plasma membrane. The record is from RefSeq and is a predicted model, not a curated record.